Molecule: messenger RNA, 483 nt
Organism: Tricharina praecox
Lineage: Eukaryota; Fungi; Ascomycota; Pezizomycetes; Pezizales; Pyronemataceae
Product: putative histidine phosphotransferase HPT1p
Exons: 3
Coding region: 1-483 (160 amino acids)
Biological process (GO): phosphorylation; phosphorelay signal transduction system
Cellular component (GO): cytoplasm; nucleus
Molecular function (GO): protein histidine kinase binding; histidine phosphotransfer kinase activity
Source: RefSeq, a predicted model, not a curated record
AUGCCUCCCGCUGCCGAUCCCCCGACCUCACCAACAGCUGCGGCUGCUCCGGUCGCUGCUCCUGAAAAGGCGUUGGUGGUCGAAGAAAUUAUAGACAUGGCCACAUUUGAGCAGAUCCGCGAGAUGGACGACGAAGGAAGCGACGAGUUCAGCCGUGCGAUCGUAACCGGCUUCUUGGAUCAGGCGAGAGAGACAUUUGACCAGAUGGACACCUCCAUCCAGAAGAAGGACUUGGAGCAGCUGUCCUCGUUGGGCCACUUCCUUAAAGGCUCGUCAGCUACGCUCGGUCUCGUCAAGAUCAAGGACUAUUGCGAAAAGGUGCAGCAUUUCGGAGAAAACAAGGAUGAGACCGGUACUCUCCACGUUCCCGACAACGAGAAGUGUCUGAGCGCCAUUGCGAAGGCGUUGAAAGGCAUGCGCGAUGAGUACGAGAAGGUGGUGCAGUUCUUUGAUGAGGUGUAUCCUCCUGAGGAAGAGGCUUGA